ACAUUCAGAGAACUGCAGCCUGAAUAACCGUCUUGUUUGACCAGCACUCAGAGACCUGUCUACAGUGUUCAGAACUAGUAGGAUUCUUCUGAUUGGAGACCUUAAGAAGAUGAGUGUUCAUACCCCACCCACACUCCAGAAGCUGGCAAUUCAGACUCUGGUGAGAGAGGAGGCUCUAGGCAUGUCUGAACUGGAGGAGAUGGCCCAUGGACUCUUCCCAGCACUUUUCAAGGAGGCCUUUGAUGGCAGACAUAUCAAGCUCAUAAAGGCAUUGGUGAUAGCCUGGCCUUUCCACUGUCUCCCUGUGGGGGCAUUGAUGAGGACUACUGACCUGGAAACAUUGCAGGCUGUGCUAGAUGGAGUAGACAUUCGUCGAACCAUAGGGUUUCACCCCAGGAGGAAAAAACUACAGUUUCUCGACCUGAGGAAUGUGCACCAUAGCUUCUGGAACAUAUGGACUGAUUCAGAGGACAGUGACUAUUCAGCAGAGAUCUUGGAUGAAAAGAAAGCCCUGCAGGUCCGUCCCAGAUAUGGACUGAGGCAGCGUCUGAAGGUCACAGUUGACCUGUGCAUCAGGUCCUGCCUUGAUGAAGCACAAACAUGGUUCUUGAAGUGGGCCCAGGAGAGAAAGGGCUCCCUAUAUUUCUGCUGUACAAAGAUGAAAAUCUGGACUCUGCCAGAAAGAGCUCUCAGACAGAUCUUCCAUGUUUUUGAUCCAGAGCAUAUCAUGGAGUUAGAACUAAAUACUGAAUGGACUCUGAUAGAGUUGACACAUUUUGCCCCCUAUUUCGGGCAGAUGAGAAAUCUUCGCAAAGUCUUCCUGGCACCCCUCCACAAAAUCGACUUCCAUUUACCCAAUAGAACCAGAGUCACUGAAGUCAAGUGUAUCAACAAGUUUGCUUCUCAGUUCUCCAAAUUCAACUGUCUGCAGCAUCUUUUCAUGUUCUGCGUCCAUUUUCUCAGAUCCCAGAUGAAUCAGGUCCUAGGGUGCUUGAUGACACCCUUGAAGACCCUCUCCAUUACUUACUCCCUGAUUUCACAGAGAGAUUUGGAUUCCUUUGCCUGCUGUCAGAGCCUCUUUCAGCUAAAACAUCUGGAAUUGAGAGGUGUGGUCUUACUGGAUUUGGAUCUUAUGCCUCUGAGAGGUCUCCUCAUGAAAGUGGCAGGCACUCUUGAGACUCUGGAUUUGCAGUGGUGUAGGAUGAAAGACUCCCAGCUCAAUGUUCUCCUACCUGUAUUCAAACAAUGCUCUCAGAUCUCCAAUAUCAACUUCUACAACAAUGAAUUCUCCAUGCCCUUCCUGAAGGACCUUUUGCAGCACACAGCCAACUGGAGCAAGAUGAAUGUGGAACAAUAUCCUGCCCCUCUGGAGUGCUAUGAUGAAUUUGCUCAAGUCACUGUAGAAGGAUUUGCCCAACUUUGUCAGGAUCUCAUGGAUACACUGAGGGCAAUAAGGCAGCCCAAGAACAGCUCCUUUGCUACAGAUAUCUGCCACACAUGUGGGGAGCGCUGGGUCUUUGACCAGGUGGCUAAACUUUGUAGUUGCUGGCAUUAAAAUGGGAAAGUUCUGGAUUUGAAUAAACAAUGGGCAUGGGACACAUGUCUUACCUGGGGAACUCAGAACCUGUGGCUUCUUUCUGACAUGCUCAGAUGGUUGGAAACAAAAGGAUGUUCAAUGACUGAUAUUUUUGCAACUGCUCUUGACAUGGGGAGCAGUUGGACGGACUGUGGGAACAGGGGCCUAGUGGAGUCAGAAACACAGCUUGGCAUUGUCACAUGGCUUCUCCCCAGACAGACUAACUAGAUGCUUAGUUGUACACUUAUAAACCUGGAUGUUCUCUCUGUGUGGUCUUUGACUGUUACCAACCUCACUACCAGGUUCAGGGUCAGGAAGGUUCAAUAGGUGGAUAAAUGGAAAGACACUGGUAUUUUAUGAGUGAAGCAAAAGUCUUGGUGAAAUUAACAUGUUACAUUAAAAUGUAAGUUUUCUUGACACUUC
This is a messenger RNA of Mus musculus (house mouse), 1999 nucleotides long. Its product is annotated as PRAME family member 8-like. The record is from RefSeq and is marked validated. NCBI's taxonomy places the organism in Eukaryota, Metazoa, Chordata, Mammalia, Rodentia, Muridae. Bases 110 to 1555 code for a protein of 481 amino acids. The transcript has 4 exons.